This is a messenger RNA of Prunus mume (Japanese apricot), 1215 nucleotides long. Its product is annotated as AT-hook motif nuclear-localized protein 17-like. Gene Ontology annotation, molecular function: DNA-binding transcription factor activity; minor groove of adenine-thymine-rich DNA binding. The record is from RefSeq and is a predicted model, not a curated record. NCBI's taxonomy places the organism in Eukaryota, Viridiplantae, Streptophyta, Magnoliopsida, Rosales, Rosaceae. Gene Ontology annotation, cellular component: nucleus.
UCCAUCACCAUUUCUCUGACCAACGAAAGUCUCUCUCUCCUCCUCUCUAUCUGGGCCCUCCUCCGUCCAUUAAACCUCAGCACAGCGAGAGCAACUGACUAUAUAUAAAACAACCCAGAACUAAACAGUCGUUUGCUGUUUGCUGUUUUGUGUUUUUCUCUCGAGUUUGAAAACAACAAUGGCGGCAGACUAUGGUGGAGGUGUUCGUGCAAUUUCUCUCUCGCAAGGCGGCAGAAACUCCGAUGAAGACGACGGCUCCUCCGAGCAUAGCCCCCGGAGCGCGAGUGGGGGCAUCGUCGUUGUGGGAGGCGGCUCUUCCUCGUCCAAGUCAAAGUUUGUGUCACCGUCAGGUGAGAUUAUCAUGUCGAAGAAGCCGAGAGGCAGGCCGCCGGGUUCGAAGAACAAACCCAAGCCCCCCAUAGUCAUCACCAAAGACUCCGAGGUCGCCAUGAAGCCCGUCGUCCUCGAGAUCUCCGCUGGCUCUGACGUCAUCGAAGCCAUCAUCCAGUACGCCCGAAGGCGCCACGUGGGCAUCAGCGUCUUGAGCGGUUCGGGGGCGGUCUCCAACGUUACCCUUGUACACCCAGCUGGGCCACACCACCACCCCAGCGCACCCUCUCUGCUGUCUCUUCUUCACGGGCCCUUCAACCUCCUCUCCCUCUCCGGCUCCUUCAUGGAUGCCGUCCCAGCAGCGGCCACGUGCCCUUCCUCGGCUUCCUCGAAGGUGGCCACGUCAGCUGGGGGCUGUUCUUUGCUGGGUAGCGGGUCGUUUGGGAUAUGCCUGGCUGGGGCGCAGGGGCAGGUGUUUGGAGGGAUUGUCGGAGGGAAGGUGGUGGCGGCGAGCGCUGUGGUGGUUGUGGGUGCCACCUUUGUGAAUCCGACGGUACUGAGGCUGCCUCUGCCUGGUGAUGAUCACGAUGAUCAUGAACAUGGUGUUGAGGGUGGGGCUCCUGCUGCUGAGUAUGAAGCUCAGGAGACGAAGCCUUGCGUUAAUGUUGAGAGUCAUUGUAGUGCUUACGGCGGCGGCGGGGGCGUUGCGAGCUCGACGCCUAUGAAUUGCCAGAUCACAAGUGUUCCCGAUCAAGUCAUGCCUUGGGGUCCUCCCUCUCGCCCUCCUUACUAAUUACUAGUUAUAAGAAUAUUAUUUAUUAAUAUUAAUUUGGCUUUGGGGAUGAAGCAACAAAAUUAUAUUAAUUGCAGCUACCAUUUUCUCUU